Messenger RNA from Ixodes scapularis (black-legged tick), 1028 nucleotides. It is a transcript of the gene Prx4, whose product is annotated as peroxiredoxin-4. Lineage: Eukaryota; Metazoa; Arthropoda; Arachnida; Ixodida; Ixodidae. The transcript has 6 exons. The record is from RefSeq and is a predicted model, not a curated record. Gene Ontology annotation, cellular component: cytosol; endoplasmic reticulum. Gene Ontology annotation, biological process: response to oxidative stress; hydrogen peroxide catabolic process; cellular response to stress. Gene Ontology annotation, molecular function: thioredoxin peroxidase activity. The coding region runs from base 30 to 785 and encodes 251 amino acids.
UUUGUGUUAUUUGUCAAAGCGUUGCUGGUAUGGCGUCCCUAAGGAGUGCGGCAGUCUGUUUUCUAGCGAUUCUUUUCACUGUAAUUAACUUAUUUAGUACAGUCAGUUUGGAGGAAGCAUGCCAUUCGUUUGGGGGAGGUCAGGUCUACCCACAAGAAUUUACGAAAGCUUCAGGGCACAACAUUCACUGGAGCAAGGCUCAGAUCUCUAAACCUGCUCCCGACUUCACGGGCACUGCCGUGGUGGAUGGAGAGUUCAAAGAGUUCAAGCUAUCUGAUUUUAAAGGAAAAUACCUGGUGUUUUUCUUCUAUCCAUUGGACUUCACAUUUGUUUGUCCAACUGAGAUCAUAGCCUUCAGCGACCGUGUGAAGGAGUUCAAGGCACUCAACGCUGAAGUGAUUGCGUGCUCAGUCGAUUCCCCAUUUACGCACCUUGCAUGGAUUAACACCCCGAGGAAGCAAGGAGGUCUGGGUCCAAUCAAGAUCCCUCUGUUGUCUGACCUUACACACCAGAUCUCAAAGGAUUACGGUGUCUACCUCGAAGAUUUGGGACAUUCACUCAGGGGACUGUUCAUCAUCGACGACAAGGGCAAGCUGCGUCAGAUCACCAUGAACGACCUGCCCGUGGGCCGCUCAGUGGACGAGACCCUCCGCCUGGUCCAGGCAUUCCAGUACACGGACAAGCACGGCGAAGUGUGUCCGGCCGGCUGGAAGCCAGGGGGCGACACGAUCAUCCCGAAUCCAGAGGACAAGCUCAAGUACUUCAGCAAGGUGGACGAGCUCUAGUGUGUUGGUGCAAGUUUCUGAGCUGCUCUCCAGCGAACUCUGGAUGUGUGGAGAAGAAUCUGCAGUUCUGUUUAUAUUUCUGCUUCUUAUGGGCUGUAUUUGUGCUUUAUGAAUGUCUUUCUUGUUACUAUCAAGGAAGCUGCCUAGUCUUUUCUUGCAUUCAAGCAAGACUCAACUCGACAGCCGCGUACCUGCAUUCCCUGUAUGACAGUUUGGAUGAUAUAUUAAAAGUUUUUGAGCCAA